AUGAACGUAAUAUACCCACUCAUCCAUCUGGUAGACAUAAGCAAGUACAUGUACAGCAGGCUGUCACAAGCUGCCACUAGCACCUCCGCAAAAGCCCAUCUCCAUCCCAUCUUCACUUCUGGGUCUGCCAAGUACCCGGUACUCACACAUGUUUGCCCCAGCUUCCCCAAUAUCUCGACGCUCAAUCAACGUCAAACAGAGACUCUUGCUCCUCUAAUCAGUUAUCCAGGGUCAGCACUGAAUGGCAGACAGCCCAUGGAUGCCCAGCAAGGCAAAACCGCAGCGAUCCAGAUAACAGCACAGAACCCUACAAAGUACCCCAUACUUGGCGCUGCCCCAAGUGGGCGCGGGCUGGUCGCUGUAUCGGAUACGCCGCCUACAUAA
Molecule: messenger RNA, 384 nt
Organism: Trichoderma reesei QM6a
Lineage: Eukaryota; Fungi; Ascomycota; Sordariomycetes; Hypocreales; Hypocreaceae
Exons: 3
Coding region: 1-384 (127 amino acids)
Source: RefSeq, a predicted model, not a curated record